GGGAGAUGUGUUGAGUUGAUGGAACUCCGCGAUACUCGAAAGCGAAUCUGCGCACGUUUUGACGCGUUAUAAAUACCGAAGUUUCACGUUUGUAGUGCGCGUAAUUGUAAAGUGUCGAAGAUCGGAAAACAUGUGCGAAAUUUUCGUUUAUUUAUUAUAUUAAUUAUUCGACCACUCAUCGAAUUGGUUAUUCGGUUAAUUAGCAAAUAGGCUGAUCUUUUCCAUUGAAGUUUAAACAGGAAAAUGCGUUUAUUACACAAUCUAAUUGGAGUCUUAGGACUGAUAACGAUCAGUUAUUGCGCCGAAUGCGGCAUUCAACCCGAAGGCGUGAUCAAAUUGAAGAAUAAAAACGAUAUAGACAGAUACAUAAUUUACAUACCGGGCAAUCCCAAAACCUACACACCGCAUCAAAAAUACAACGUUUCUCUUAGAGUAAACCCGAACAAAAACCCCCAGAAAGCUUUCAAGCAAUUCCUCCUCACAGUGGAAUCCAUCAAUCCCGACGAAGAUGUACGAACUUACCGCCCGACCGGUCAACUAGAGCUAGAAUUAAACUCGCAAUUCACGAGCAGAUUCAGCGAAAGCUGCGAAAACAUCGUCGUGGAAAACAGCAAAAUGCCCAAAUGGGAGAUACAGGUGUAUUGGAUUGCACCUCCGGCAGGUAGCGGUUGCGUAGCCAUCAAAGCCACCGUCAUAGAAAGCCGGGAAAAUUGGUUCAGCGAAGACGGGCAACUCACCAAAAUCCUCUGCGAAGACAGCGAGAUCAACGAGAACGUCAAACCGCCGAUGGUGGUUAAUUGUUGCGCCUGUUCCGAAGCGAAGUACGAGGUCGCUUUCGAAGGUCGCUGGACGAGGAACACCCAUCCGAGAAACUACCCAUCCAACAUCUGGACGACGAAAUUCAGCGACAUCAUCGGAGCAUCGCACAGAAAGUACCAUUCGUUUUGGUACGAGCAGGAUUACGCCAGCGAAGGAUUGAAAGAUUUAGCGGAAAACGGCAACACCCAGAAACUAGAAGGCGAAAUUAAAGUUAUGGGCAGGAAUAUCCGCACCAUAAUCAAGGCGAGAGGGUUGCAAUACCCGAACAUCACCGAUACAUCUUAUGCGGUUUUCCGAGUAGACAGCAGCAAUCACUUGGUAUCGUUGGUAUCGAAAAUAACACCGUCGCCCGAUUGGUUCGUGGGCGUAUCGAAUUUCGAACUGUGCAAAAGCGAUUGCACUUGGGCGGAAUCCUACACGUACAACCUCUACCCCAUGGACGCCGGAACCGACGAUGGGAUAGAUUACAUGUCGUCGAACCCUCUGCUCUUCUCGCACAAAGUAAUCACUCCCAUCACCCAGAACAAUCCCAACGAUCCCCAAUCGCCGUUCUACGACGAAGACGGGAAUCCCAUGAACCCCAUCGCUAAAGUGCACUUUACUCGACAACGAUUGUACAAUUCCAACAAACCCUGUCGCGCCAACGAAGAUUCCAGCGACAGCGACGACAGCAAUUGCGCUACCACCAAAUGGAGCGAUUGGACUCCCUGCUCGGUACCGUGCGGAUUGGGCAGGAAGACCAGAAUGAGGCAGUACGUGAAUUCCCACAGAGCCCAAGAAUGCUUCGUGCGAUUAGUGCAGCACCAAACGUGCCAAGGCAAGGCCGAUUACUGCAAGCAUUCCGUGUACAGGACCUCCGACGAGGAACCGUCGGAAGGCGCUUCGAACGAAGACGACAACAAAUCCGAAGAGGACGCAAACGGAUCGAACGAAGAUAAUAAAUCGGGAGGUGCAGAAGAUGAAGGUGAUGAUAAACGUCCGGCGAGCGACUCGCAAUGCGCCGUUGGCGAAUGGUCGGAUUGGUCUUCCUGCAGCGCCACGUGCGGUAAAGGCACCAAAACUAGGGAUAGGCGUUUAAUUCAUCCGGAAAACGAAGACCAAUGUAGCGUUGCUUUGGAAGACAACGAACCGUGCGAUGGUGUCGAUGGCAAAUGCGAUGAUCAGGGCGAAUCUACGUGCACCAACACCAACUGGGGCCCUUGGUCGAGCUGCAGCGUCUCCUGCGGAGUGGGUUUCAAGCGGCGCUUGCUCCUGCCUCCCGAUGGUAAAGAGCACGACAGCGACGAAGAGGGCGAAGAGAAUUGCCCCACGUCCGAAACGGUCAAGUGCAACGUCGAUUGCACCGAAACCGACAAAAUCGGGGAGAGCCUGAUACUCGAACAGCGACCGGACGGGAGGGUGAGGAACUGCAAAGUGACCGAUUGGUCCGUAUGGAGCAGGUGCGAGGUGCGCGGGCGCGGUAAAACUUGCGGUACCGGCUCCAAGAAACGAUCCAGACAAAUAUUGAAACACCCGGAGAACGGAGGUCGCGCUUGUCCGAGGAAACUCCUGAAGACUCAAACCUGCCACGUGCCCUGUCCAUCCGGAGAAGAAGAUGGACGAUCGGAAGAGAGCAAAGGACCGGUGUGUAUUAUGUCGGAUUGGACGGAUUUUACGCCGUGCAGUUCUAUUUGCGGCUCGAACGCCAUGCAAUUGAGCACUAGAAAAAUCAUUUACAAACCGCCCGGGGCGGUGUGCCCUUCUAGGGUUAUGUACAGGCCUUGUAACCUACCCUUGGCCUGCGCCCAUGACGGUAGACCAAUAUUUUUAUAAGACUUAUUCCUAAUUAUAGACUAUAUAUUUUUUU
Messenger RNA from Phyllotreta striolata, 2665 nucleotides. NCBI's taxonomy places the organism in Eukaryota, Metazoa, Arthropoda, Insecta, Coleoptera, Chrysomelidae. The record is from the annotation of a GenBank genome assembly.